Messenger RNA from Symbiodinium sp. CCMP2592, 1089 nucleotides. The record is from the annotation of a GenBank genome assembly. Lineage: Eukaryota; Dinophyceae; Suessiales; Symbiodiniaceae.
AUGCGCUUUGAUUUGUCCGUCUCUAGUCGCAGUGUGCUCUUUGCUCAAGGCUUCGGCAAACUCUAUCGAGGUGGCAUACACUUUCUCUUCCCAGCACGUUUAUUGAUGUUUAUUGCAUUCUGCAUGUAUGGCCCAGCACACUGGCGCUGGAGCAAACAAGGCUGGGAAAGAAUAACCAGAGAAAGUCUCGUUACCUGUGGCCUGUGGAUGCCAAUGUCGCAUCCGUCCCGGGACUACUACAAGGUGCUUGGUGUCGAGAAGACUGCUUCCGACGGGGACAUCAAGAAGGCCUAUCGCAAGCUGGCACUCCAAUGCCAUCCAGACAAGAAUGCUGGCGACAAACAGGCCGAGGAGAAGUUCAAGGAGCUGGCAGAGGCAUAUGCCACGCUGAGCAAUGCCGAGAAGCGCCGCCGCUACGAUUGCGAGGUUCAGCCGACGAGGCAUUGUGGCACGAAGAGCGGCGACACUGCCUUUCAAUGGUGGGGCAAGAAACCCGGCGAGGGCCCAGGAAAUCCCUUCGCCAAGCCGAGCUGGGUUGGUGCUCCUGCGGCCCAGGAGGAGAGAGAAACGGUCCACGGCUACCACGGCUACCAUACCGGCGCAUUCAUUCGGAGGGGCUUCACGUUGCAAGAGGCUACAGGUCUUUUUCAGAGCCUCUUUGGUGGCGACCCCUUUGAUGACUUCAUUGAUGCGAAAGCUCGAGAGCCAUUCGGAUGGAGAGGAGGACAGCGUGCGUCCAUAUCCAGCGACAAGAAGUCAUGGGAUGUCAAGAUCACACGUAUCAAGCGACCAGAUGGCACAGUCCUCAUUGAGCGCACAGACUCUUCGGGCACUACCCAGACGGUAGAAGAAGGACGCAACGGUCCACACGGUGCAAGUGGAGCCGCUGCAACGCCUCCUCGUGAUUCAGCGCCCUGUUUCAGGAGAUCCGGCUCUGGUCGUGCCUGGGGCCAGGAGAAGGAGAUGCUGGGACUCUCGCCCGCCGGUUCGGCGAGCAUCGGGGGAAACGUGCAAAGAGGAAGCUGGGCUGGAGCUGGAGUUAGCAAGGCCGGGGGCCGCGGUGCUUUCGUGAACUGGAGCUCGAACUGA